CAAAAUGACCUUGCCUUGCCGGUGCAUCACCAUCCGGGAUUUUCUUAUAAACGGGUUGACGCAUGCGCAGAAACGGAAGUGGUUCGACCUCUGCUGUCGAUAUAGCUGGGCUGCUAUCUAAUCCACCAGAACAGCUUUUAAUACCCUACACCCAAAAAUGUAUGCCUGUGCAAAAUUCGUCUCCACGCCAGCCAUGCUCCGUGCUGGCUCAAGGGCUCUCUACAGACCCCUCUCUGCUUCUGUCCUUUCCCGGCCAGAGGUCAACACAGAGACCAGCUCAGCCCUCAUGCCACAAAGCCCCCUGACCCAGGUAGCACUCCGUGGCUUCCAGACUAGUGCUGUGAGCAGGGAUAUUGAUACUGCUGCUAAGUUCAUUGGUGCUGGAGCAGCCACAGUCGGAGUGGCUGGAUCUGGUGCUGGAAUUGGAACCGUCUUUGGCAGUCUCAUCAUCGGAUAUGCCAGGAACCCUUCCUUGAAGCAGCAGCUCUUCUCCUAUGCCAUUCUGGGAUUCGCCCUGUCUGAAGCUAUGGGUCUUUUCUGUUUGAUGGUCGCUUUCUUGAUCUUGUUCGCCAUGUAAAAACAAAUCAAACAAUGUGAACGCACUCUUAACUACAGUUGUAACUACAUAUUUUACUGUGGCUACCAAAAUUGUCCCAUGUUGGUGUCGAAAUUGUACAUUUUUUUCAGGUUGAUAUGACUGUACCAAUAAGGAAAACACAUGCAUUGUACAAAUGUAAGACAUUACAGAAUUAAAAUGCAUGUAUUUCACUUGAAAA
This is a messenger RNA of Clupea harengus (Atlantic herring), 776 nucleotides long. RefSeq names its product ATP synthase membrane subunit c locus 3a (gene atp5mc3a). Gene Ontology annotation, biological process: proton motive force-driven ATP synthesis; proton transmembrane transport. NCBI's taxonomy places the organism in Eukaryota, Metazoa, Chordata, Actinopteri, Clupeiformes, Clupeidae. Gene Ontology annotation, molecular function: proton transmembrane transporter activity. The record is from RefSeq and is a predicted model, not a curated record.